Molecule: messenger RNA, 1792 nt
Organism: Fopius arisanus
Lineage: Eukaryota; Metazoa; Arthropoda; Insecta; Hymenoptera; Braconidae
Gene: Su(fu)
Product: suppressor of fused
Exons: 7
Coding region: 120-1478 (452 amino acids)
Cellular component (GO): cytoplasm; nucleus
Molecular function (GO): transcription factor binding
Source: RefSeq, a predicted model, not a curated record
UUCCACAUUUUAGUUGUCUUGUGAUUGAGGCGUUCAGUGGUGACGCUGGACCACUCGUCGACAAAUUUUUAUUAUUAUCCAUCAAUUGUUGUGAGUUUAUCGAGUGAAAAGGCCAUCCGAUGUUCGGGAAUAUCAGGGAGAAGGAGGAAUUCUCCAGGAAUUUACCUCCGGUCAACAAUAACGAGAUGCCGUCCCCUCGAGCUCUAGGGCUUGACGCUCUGCAUAAUGUUUGCAAGGAGAUUUAUCCUGACCAGUUGAAUCCACUCACUGUCACAGCUAUCAUAAAAUACUGGCUGGGAGGACCCGACCCUCUGGAUUACAUAAAUAUGUACGAGAAUCCAGGAUGUCCGGAGCAAGGAGUUCCUCCCCAUUGGCACUACAUCAGUUUGGGACUGUCUGAUCUCCACGGGGAUGGAAGACUCCACCCGAAGACAGGUCCAGGUCGUCCCAGUGGUUUUGGAUUUGAAUUGACGUUCAGAUUGGCUCGGGAACGAGGGGAAACUACUCCGCCCACUUGGCCAGCUAAUGUCAUGCAACAACUAGCUAAAUACGUCUUCAACUCCGGGAAUAUGUUGUUCCCUGGAGAUCACGUGUCCUGGCACGCACCACUGGGCACCGGAAGUGGGAGGAUAACCCAAAUUUUGAUGGGAAAGGACCCACAAUUGCCGAAUAAUAUUAAUACUCCACAUGGAGAGGUAUCAUUUAUCCAAAUAAUUGGAGUAACAUCAGAGGAGCUUCAGGCAGCGCAGCACUGGAAUGGUCUUGGCCUGGUGAAUUUAUUGAAAACGACGAGGGGCUGCGGUCCAUGGCUCGUCACCGACACCAACAGGAUACAUUCAAUCAUGGAGGAGGAUCCAACAGUUGCUGAGAAAAUUCAAACGGGUAUCGAGAGGGAGGGCUCCAAUCUCAGUGGAGUAUCCGCCAAAUGCUGGUGGGUGCAGACGACGAAUAACAACAGUGGAGAGAGUUACAGAGAGCGAAAACCAGAGAAUUCAGACGACGAGGAUGACGACUGCGACAAAGACGAGAACGAUGAGGAGAGCAAUGUAAAUCCCCGAGAGGUAGUCAAAGUGGAGAUGCACUCGCCGAAUGAAGCUGAUAGAGAAAAUCCCUCGAUGGAUGAUGGUUUCACCCUUAAACCCCUGGACGGACUCCACCUGACGUUCAACCUCGAGGCUGGAAGUCUUCUGCCACUCGCAAUCAAGGGACGUGUAAUGCAUGGUCGACAUUUUACAUUUAAAUCGAUCCUAUCGCACUCUGCAAUCACCAUUGUUGCCUCGUCGGUCACUGGGACACUCGUGUCACGAGAGAGACCUUAUGUCGUUCAAGGCCCCUGGCUUCAGGUACUCGUGCCGGAUGAAUUGGCUGAGAUUAUGGCUGGGGAAUUUCAAAUUUUUAAUGCACCACAGCAGAUUCAACUUCCCAGGACGUUCUCAUGGCCGGAGCACAAACUUGCAAUAACAAUCAUCAGCGAUUGAUGACUCGAUAAUUUGCAAUUCCAAUCAGCAUCACCGAAAAUGCCAAUUAUAACUAACUUAAGUAUUCCUCGAAUGAAUUAAGCUACUCUAAUUUAUUGUAGACCAGAAAAUCACAUUUUGUGUCCAAUUUUAAAUAGUUAGUCGAAUGGAGAAUAAUUUAUUGUUGAUGAAAAGUGCCUUAAUGCUGUAAUGCAGCGGUAAUUGAUAUAUUUAUGACUGUACAUAGGUUUUAUCAAACGAAUCCAAAAAAUCAUAGCGUCGGUUAUUUCUAAGGAUUUUUAUACAUUGUUAGUAAUAAAAGGAGAUGGAUAAUA